UAAGGUGGCGGCCAUUUUCGCGGGCGGAGGCUGCCCGGGUGGGCGCUUGGGGAACGGGGCCGGCGGGCCUGAGGCGGCCUGAGGCGGCGCAGCGGUCGGGCGGCCUCGGCCACCCGGUAAUCGCUUCUUUUCCCGGUGUCUCGUCCGCAGAGGGAGCAGUAUGUCCGCGGAAGUCCCCGAGGCAGCCUCCGCGGAGGAGCAGAAGGAAAUGGAAGAUAAAGUGACUAGUCCAGAGAAAGCUGAAGAAGCAAAAUUAAAAGCGAGGUAUCCUCAUCUGGGACAAAAGCCUGGAGGUUCAGAUUUCUUAAGAAAACGAUUGCAGAAAGGGCAAAAAUAUUUUGAUUCUGGGGAUUAUAACAUGGCUAAAGCAAAAAUGAAGAACAAGCAACUUCCUACUGCAGCCCCGGAUAAGACAGAGGUCACUGGUGACCACAUUCCCACUCCACAGGACCUUCCUCAACGGAAACCAUCUCUUGUUGCUAGCAAGCUAGCUGGCUGAUUAAAAGAGCUGAACUGCAUGAAUCUUCUAAUUCCCAUUACUUCUCCUUAAUAUGUUACUUCUCUGCUUUUCAUUUCUUUUCAUUCACUAAGUCAUUUUAGAGUGAUGGCUUUGCAGGUAGCGGUAGUGUGUGCUACUAUUGUAAAGGAAUAUACAUGUGUAGAGUUUUGAUUAGUUUAACAGUGCACUGAUGAGAAGAACGUGUUAGAGCAACAUAAAGUAAUCUACUUGAAAAUAAUUGUAUAUAUUACUUAACUCUUAGUGUAAGGCUGGUUCCAACAAGUAACAAGCAAGUUUUACAGUUUUAGUGUUUUGGCUUUAAUUCAUCUGAAGUAUAGCUUUGUAUGUUACUCUAUUUAAUAUAACCUCUGUAGUAUGAUUUCUUCUGUAUUUUCCUUUUGGAUUUUGUAAAACAGACGUUUAAGACCACAAGUUAGAAGAAGGUCACAUAUUUCAAACACAAAUAGAUGGGGCUCCAAAAGUUUUGUAUCCUUUGCUUGAACUUGAAUGGCCUUAAAUCUGUUACAGCUUUAACAAUAGAAUUUUACUUGGGCAAUAUUUGCCCAUUCUGGUGUAACUUACGUGAUUCUCAAGCUUAACAGCUGCUGUCGAAGUGAGCAUUCUUACUCAGUUCUGUAGUGUUAGAAGACCUUUUGUUGUUGAAGAUGUGAAUGAAGUGUGCAUGUGCAUCGACUGUUGAAUUCACUUGUGUGCCAUUUUUGUAAAUACAAUAUUUUGCACAACCUCUCA
Molecule: messenger RNA, 1249 nt
Organism: Phacochoerus africanus (Common warthog)
Lineage: Eukaryota; Metazoa; Chordata; Mammalia; Artiodactyla; Suidae
Gene: ARPP19
Product: cAMP regulated phosphoprotein 19
Exons: 3
Coding region: 161-499 (112 amino acids)
Cellular component (GO): cytoplasm
Molecular function (GO): protein phosphatase inhibitor activity
Source: RefSeq, a predicted model, not a curated record